This is a messenger RNA of Galdieria sulphuraria, 1726 nucleotides long. Its product is annotated as diphthamide synthesis DPH2 family. The transcript has 3 exons. The record is from RefSeq and is a predicted model, not a curated record. The coding region runs from base 93 to 1475 and encodes 460 amino acids. Gene Ontology annotation, molecular function: 2-(3-amino-3-carboxypropyl)histidine synthase activity. Gene Ontology annotation, biological process: protein histidyl modification to diphthamide. Lineage: Eukaryota; Rhodophyta; Bangiophyceae; Galdieriales; Galdieriaceae.
UCGUUCUAUAACAAAAAAUAUUUGUUGUGAAAUGGGCCGUCGUUCUGUUUGAGCGGCGAUUCUUCAGCUAUGCACAAUGUCUUUUCAGAGUCAUGGCAACACACGAAGAGUUGAAGGACCAGCUGAUGGAACAAUAUGACUUGGAAGCAACUGUUAGGUUCAUAAGAGACAACCACUUUCAGAAAGUUUGCCUGCAGUUUCCAGAUCACCUUCUAAGCGAGGCACCCAAAGUGGUUGACGAAUUGGAAAGACAAACCAAAGCAGAUUUUUAUGUUUUAGGAGACACAGCUUAUGCACCUUGCUGUGUUGAUGUCGUUGCUGCUCAACAUGUUGCUGCCGAUGCGGUGGUUCACUAUGGGCACUCCUGUUUGAGCCCAACAAGAGAUUUGCCAGUCUAUUAUGUAUUUGAGAAGAGAAGCUUAUUUCAUUUACAAAAAUUGGUUGGUUUUGUAAAGCAGAAUCCUGCAUCCCAUUUAAUUGUUUUAUUUGAGUCGUACUACGCGCAUUUAAGGUGUAUAUUAUUCAGUUUCCUGAAGACUCACAUAAAUGAAAAGACUAUCAUUCCGGUUUAUCUGCGCAAGUCUUCACCUACAACAAGUGACUUGAACACAGUGGAAACCGACUCCAAAACUGAAACUCAUUGUAGAAAGUAUUCAAUUGGUCAUCUGGAGUUUGAAUUGGAUCUAUCUAUCCCAACAGAGCAGCUUCAGUUUGUGCGGUUAGGAAGUACUUCGUCUUCUUCUUUUUUGCGAGCCUCUCUAUCCCUGUACCCGUUUGUUUUGGAUUGCUAUGAUGACAGUACGAAUAACUGGUUUCCUGCAAACUUAAAUGCUACAACAACGUUGAAAAGAAGACUAGCUCUUAUUUCAAAGGCUCAAAAGUCUCAUGUUUUUGGAAUUGUUGUCAGUGCUAUUGCUACAAAGGGUGUAUUAGAUGCAAUAGAGCGCUGUGAAGUGUUGUUGAACCAGUUUGAAAUGGAAUGGUAUCUUUUAAAUGUUGGGAAGCCUACUCCCACGAAACUUGGUAACUUUCCGGAAAUUGAAGUAUUCGUUUUAGUUGGUUGUCCAGAAAGUGCCUUUCUAGAUUCAAAGAGUUACAUGAAGCCGAUCCUUACUAUGGCGGAGUUGGAACUAGCUUUGGAUUCUCGUCUUUAUUUCACGGAUAUUGGUUCAAUUCAUGACUUUCAAGAUACUUUGUCUAGGCCUUUUGUUGCCAGGAAGCAAAUGCCAGAUGAUGAGAAUGAAGAUAUCGAUAAGUUUUAUGAAGAAACUACUGCGAAUGCUUUAAGCGAGUUUAGUAUGAAUCGUGAUUUGAUAGCGUAUGAUAUUUCUUCUACUAGUACUGCAGCAUUUUUGAGACAUCGUUCUUGGAAAGGAGUUGAAGAAGAACCAAAUGAAGAGAAUAAGCCUCAUACCUCCAAAGAAGGUCACUGCGGUAUCCCUAGUGGAUAUAGUAAUGAGGGUUCUCGAAUAUAAUAUUGUGACCCGAUUGUACAAAAGGACGAGAAUUAUAAACUUUUUGGGAUAUUUGUAAUUUAUUUUUGCAAGUCUCUCUUCUUUACAGGGAAUCAACAACCAUCUAAUGGUUUAAAAAUUGUGAAUGAGCCUUGUUUGAUUGUAUACCUUGUAUAAGUUUGUUUAGAAAUAGUUGUCAUAUACAUAAUAAAUAUACAAGCAACUAAACAUUUUAUUUAUCAAGUUGUACAGCCACAUCAGGAUUGUUUUUA